Psylliodes chrysocephalus is the source of this 2466-nucleotide messenger RNA. Lineage: Eukaryota; Metazoa; Arthropoda; Insecta; Coleoptera; Chrysomelidae. The record is from the annotation of a GenBank genome assembly.
GCUCUUUGUAGUCUUAUAUGGGUGACCAAUCUAUAUGAUUAUGUACAUCAUUGGUGUUGCCUGAAUAUUUUUUUAGGUACUACUUUGUAAAUAUACUAGAUUUUAUAAAAAAAGAGCAUUAGUUUACAAUCAUUAUACAACACUUUUCAAUCUAGUUAUAGAAGGUCCUACGUUUGUGUAAAACGUAAAUAAAACCGAAGAAGAAAAAAUCAAAACAAUAAACAAUUAUAAAUAGAAAGUUAAAAUUUACAUAUCAAUAGAGGUUAAACAAUAUUAUAAAUGUAUUAGUAACUAUUUUUGUAUUUAUAAAAUGUUUAUUCUAUCAGACGAAGUAUUAGACAAAUUACUUUGUUCAGCUUGUUUUGAGUAUUUAUCUGUUAGACCAGUUAAAAUUUAUAGAAGAGGGGUUAUUAAAUGUGGCCGAUGUUCUGAUGAUAAAGACGACGGAAUCGUUUCUAUGUACGAAAAUCUUAUCGUAAAUGGACUGUUUCCUUGCAUCAACAGAUACGAAGGUUGUACACAGUUACUGGCUUACUCGGAAGUUGCGGCACAUGAAAAGGACUGUUCAUCAAGUUGCUACAGCUGUCCAAUAUGUUCAUCGCAGUUUACUUCUUAUCACUUCGUUAGACAUUAUAAAAAUGAUCAUUCUAACGCAGUUUUGGAGAAACCGGAAAUAAUUUUAACAAAACAAAGAGAAUACGAAAAUUACUAUUUAUAUAAGGAGAAUGAUUUUAUUUUCAUUCUAUACGCGAGAUGUAAUUUAGCGGAAAAGUGUUUUUUUCUAAACGCCGCAUGUUUGGGUCGUCUUGAAAGAGUGGGUCGUAUUAAACAAUACGUUAAAUGUUAUUUGGGUAAUUUUAAAGAUACAUUAUUUUUGCAGACCAGAAAGCGGGAUUGUUCGCUCAUUGACAAUAAUUCAGAAUCUUUUAAAGUACCAUUUCCUGAUAAUACAAAUUUAAUUUCAAUAAGCUUUCAUUUCGAUAAAACUGGAGUUAAUAUUUUAAACUGCAUAAGUAAUAACGCAAUCGUUAGGGUAGGAAAUGAAAGUGGUUGUACUACAGAUAUUGUUGGGUUGCAUAAUGAAUAUCCCAAAAUGUUUUUAAGUGAGGAAUAUAAACGCCAGUAUCCAAAUCAUUAUUUGUCCCCUUGUGGUACUAAACUUUUGAUAAAAGAAAAUAAUAUUGUUAAAGAAUUUCCGAGAAUUUGCGAAUUUUGCGAAAAUAUUUUCCCGAUUUCUAUAUCAUCGACUUUAUUCAGGUGCGAAUGUAACCACGUCUUUUGCUCCAUUUGUUUCGCCAUAGAACCAUCUUGUUGCAACACCAAGGUCACCCAAUUGAAACCUUCUCAUUUCGAAUCGAAAAUCUACAGAUCGUUAUAUUUCUAUUGUAGAUGGAACUGCGCCAGGUUUUAUUGCGGUACCGAUUUGAGGUACCAUGAAGAUCAUUGUAAAGAAAACGUGGACGCGCAGGAUUUGCCGAGCACGUUGGCAUUGCGACAUUUUAAUUUUUAUUUGAGCGACGCGAAAAGUCAUUCGGUUUCGAGAUCGAACAUAUUCUCGUUUAAGCAGUACAAUUUUAUGAAUAGGCAAAAAAUAUUCGUGAUUACCAGAGAUUAUUUCAAGUUCGUGUUGCAUUCUAGUUUCGAGAAUAAGAUGUUUCAUUUUUGGGUUUCACACGACUAUCCGGGGGAUAAGUAUUAUAUUCUGUUUAAAAUUAGGGAUAAAUUUGUGGAUUAUUUUCGAGUUAAUACGUUCAGCAUAGACAAUGCUCAUAAUAAUAUUUUAGCUUUUGCUGUUUUGUUGAGAAAAAUUGUUUAAAAUGAUUGUCAACUUGCUGAAUAAAUUGAGAAUUGUAAUUGUUUUGCAAAUAGACAACUUAAGAAUUAAUAAUAUCCUAGAAAUUAACUAUAAAAUAUACGCAGCCCCGCUUGUUCCUAUUUUGGUAGUGGUGGGAGUGUUUUUACAAAUAACUGUAAAACUGUUGGGAAAUGAAGAAAGUGGUUUGGGAAUAAAUACCAGAACUCCGAACGCAAUCUAAUAUACAGUAUCCCAAAAAAAUUUAUACACGAGAAAAAGUUUUGUUUAAAAAUAAAAAUAAUUAUUCUUGAUAAAAUGUUAUUCUGCAUCACUUGAAAACCCAUAAACAUUAAAUUUUUUGGAACACACUGUAUAAUGGAUUGCAACGUGCUCUUCGAGUACGUCAUUAAUAAUAAAAGUCUCUUAUUCAGAUAUUGUUAUUAACGAUGUCGCCAACUAUUAUACAAUGCAUGUGUUUUAAAAAGUAUUAUACAUGCACAUUAAAAAAAGUUGGAAAGUGUGUGCUAAAUAUAUUAAUAAGACACUUUUUAUUUAUUUAGUAUAAUUUGAAUGUAUAAACGUUUGUUACUUUGUUUUAUCUAAAUUUAUUGCAUUGAAAUUUUUAUUGUGCGAUAUAUACGACCUUUUUGAGGUUUCAAUUACAAAACAAC